UCGGCCAAUUUAGUUUACGGGGUUAAAUACAUAUGUACGUGUAUGUAUGUAGAUAUCAAUAUAUCAUAUCAAACUGGGCGUAGUAAUAAAAGUGGUAAGCCACCCUCGAGGACCAGCGUCCUCAAGCGUCAAUCACGAAGAACAUUGUACGUUCAAUGGUUAACCAAAUUCCCGUGCCUCAGGCCAAGUAUGAAUUAUUAACCGACGUUCGACAACCUCGUUGGAAAACACAAGUGCUGUGCUUGGUAUUAAUAUCCUUGGUGCUGGGGAUCCUUUUUGUAACACGCGCUUGGAUAGGACUUCUUAUUCUAAGUUCUCCGAAAACAGAGACACUAGAUACAGAGACAUUAUUCGACAAUGCCAAGAUUGCUACGUGGUUACGUCGGGCUCGGAUGUACGCCGAAUCGACGAAGGAGAACCAGAAUGCGGACAGGAACAACAGCAUCGGUUCGCCACAGCACUUCUACACCAACUCCACAAGGCAGAUCAUUGUCUGUUAUUACACCGUAUCGGGGGACCUGAACACGCUCUGGGAGCUCAGUCCGUCGCACAUUGACCCUAAUCUUUGUACGCAUAUUAUCGUGGGUUUUGCGAGCGUGGUGAACUGCAGUCUCGACUUGGGCCGUAGUUCAUUCUUUUACAAGGAGAUUCUAUCCUUGAAGAAACUGCAACCUAAAUUGAGGGUCAUAGUAAGCGUCGGCGGCAGUAGCGAGCUCCGUUUAGGUUUCUCGGAAAUGGUAAAGAACCACUCUAAUAGAAAAAGAUUUAUAAAUUCGGUGUUAAACGUGACAAAAUCAUUUGGUUUCGACGGAUUGGACUUAGAUUGGGAGUUCCCAGCUUGGCUCGGAGCUGACGAUUUAGAAAAACUUCAUUUCACGCAACUUUUGAUAGAAUUACAAAGGGAAUUUCAACGAGCAAAAGAGCCAUUGAUACUUUCUGUUGCUGUAGCUGCUCCCCAAGCUAUCGUCGAUCAGAGUUACAACGUCGUAGAAAUGGCAAAAUACGUAGAUUUCGUCAACUUAAUGGCAUACGAUUACCAUUUUUAUGUUUGGUAUUAUCCAGUCACUGGACUCAAUGCACCACUAUUUCCGCGCUCUGCGGAGUCUGGAUAUCUUUCUACCUUGAAUCUUAAUUUCUCCGCUCAAUAUUGGCUUUCGAAAGGCAUGCCAAGAGAGAAACUAAUUAUUGGGAUGCCUACUUACGGUCACUCUUAUAGAUUGGAUAAUCCACUGAAUCAUGGCUUACCUGCCCCAGCGAAUGGAUUUGGAAAAUUGGGUACAAUGGGCUUCGUUUCGUACCCUACGAUUUGUCAGUUCCUUCAGAAUGGUGCAAAGAGCGUUUUUGAGAACGAGAGUAAAGUUCCGUAUGUUUACAAAGACAGGGAAUGGGUAUCGUACGACGAUACUACGAGUUUUUAUUAUAAGGCUGAAUGGAUCCGUGCAAACAAUUUUGGAGGUGCAAUGAUAUUCUCCUUGAACGCUGACGACUGGAACAACUCGUGUAAAUUUAACGAAACCUUUCCUUUAACUCGUACCGUUACUAAAGUCUUCGGGCAACAAGAAGACUAAUGCAUUUGUUGGCCAAUUCUUUUUUUUAACUUACAUUCCACGCGGGAAAAUUACAUUCCUAAAGACAUAACAAAUUGUCGCUAUUAAGCUAUCAUUAAAAUAUCCUAUUUCAAGAUAAUUCUCUUCGAUAAAAUACAUUAAUUUAAUUAAAUCGGAAACGAAAUACAAGGUAAAUUAAUUUUAAAAGUGUUUGGUUUAUGAAAAGCCUCGUACUUACUUCUUUUAUGUGAAAAUAUUUUUGUUACAUUUACAUUUGUGAUAAUAUAUUUACAUGUGUCAUUCAUGUAUACGCGCGGUUAUAGAUAUACCUGAAAGUACAACCACGAUUAACCCUUUCGGUACAAAAGAACGCAGGCAUAUCUUUCGUAAUUAUUUCAUUGAUAAAAUUACCGAUCUGUACAAAAAUGCAUAUUCGCUCCCAAGAGAAGUCGGUAGCAUACACAAACGACAAAAUUUAGCGAACAAAAAUACAUAUUUGGUUUGAAUUUCAUCGAUACCUGAUUACAGAGUACCGACAACUGUUGAUUGUAGUCAGCUGUACCAAAAGGGUUAAUAAAAACUAGUGAACUGAAUAUAUAUGUAUUCAGUAAUGCAUUUCUUCCUUAUUAUUGGAUCAUAUGAUUUUUCUAUGUCUCUGAAAAAUAAAGAGAUUAACAAUAAAUAACAUAAAAUUACUCUUUAAUACGCGAUGUUAACGUUUUUAACAAUAACAAUGCUAAUAUCAGAGAUAUAAUUAUUCCCACGUGCAAUAUGAUUAUUCUUUUAAGACCUUUGUUUCAUUUUUGAACAUAAUCAUAUCGUAUAAAGUAUCAAGAAAAAAAAAUGCACUUUCCCAUUUUAAAUAGUUGUAAACAAAUUUACUAUAUAAAUAAUAUGUAAUGUUUAUAUUGUAUUCCAGUUAUUUGUUUUAACUUAUUAUGUUUUUACUGUUAAUAAAUUUUAUUUUUAAAUAGAA
Messenger RNA from Hylaeus anthracinus, 2523 nucleotides. RefSeq names its product chitinase-3-like protein 2. The transcript is spliced from 6 exons. Gene Ontology annotation, molecular function: chitin binding; chitinase activity. NCBI's taxonomy places the organism in Eukaryota, Metazoa, Arthropoda, Insecta, Hymenoptera, Colletidae. Gene Ontology annotation, cellular component: extracellular region. Bases 156 to 1568 code for a protein of 470 amino acids. The record is from RefSeq and is a predicted model, not a curated record. Gene Ontology annotation, biological process: chitin catabolic process; carbohydrate metabolic process.